UGUGACGAUUGUACCGGCUCAAUACAGUAGUGUAUCGGCGUGAAAUCAUACAUCAGACAGAGACUAUUUUGAUUUAUUUAUCUUAAAAAGUGAACAUGGAACUUAUUUGUACUGAAAAUCUCGAGAAUACUUGCAGAGCUACGCGAGACAAAGCUAUUUUUCAUGAUAUUCGUGUACUGAACAAUUUGUUAAACGAGGAAGUGUUCUCAAUCCCAAAGUGUAAUUAUUUUGAAAAGGUACAAAACGAUGUUCAACCCUUCAUGAGAAAAGUGGUGACUACUUGGAUGUUAGAGGUUUGUGAAGAGCAGAUGUGUGAAGACCAGGUCUUGCCUUUGGCUAUCAACAUCAUGGACAGAUUUCUGUGCAUUUGUGAAAUCAAGAGACAACAAUUGCAGCUACUUGGUGCCACCUGCCUUCUGAUCGCUUCCAAGGUUAGAAGUACGAAUCUGCUCCCCAUCGAUCUUCUCUGUGCCUAUACUGAUUACAGUGUCUCUUAUGAAAACAUAGCGAGUUGGGAACUGCUCGUGUUGUCCAAACUGCAGUGGAACGCAUCUGCAAUCACCGGCUUUGACUACAUCGACCAAGUCCUGGAAAGGUGUUCAUGGGGACACGCAAGCCAACUUUUACGACGACACGCCCUCACAUUGAUCCCGAUUUGUUAUACCGAGCCGAAUUUGAUCCAGACUCCACCAUCCGUCAUAGCAGCAUCCUGCAUCAGCUCCGCAGUAAGAGGUCUUAAGCUCAUGUUCUCAGAAAUAGCAAUCAGAGACGUCUGCAGCUUACUUAACGUCAAUCCCCAGGCCGUCGAAGUGGUAGUAGCAGUAAUCGACAGCGCAGUUGCAAAAGUACUACCUAAAUCCACAACACCAGAACCAAACACAAUCCAGGGAUACGAAAGCCCGCAGUAUGGACAACCGGAGACACCCACAGAAGUGGAGAACAUUGAAUUUUAGUUGUUUUUAUAGAUAUAAUAUGUUCAUACUUUGCAGACAGAAAUGUCUUGUGUUGUUUAACUGUGUAAAACAGUUUAGUGGAAAAUCAAAUGAUGUACCAAGUUACUGACAUGUUUAAACACAUAUAAUUGCAUAAAUUUAUUACGUGUGCUCGAUAAAUAUUUAGUAAUAUGGACAAAUUAGACGUUUUUCUUGUAAACAUGAAAAAUUCGCUUUAAAAGACUGAUUUUCUAACCAAAUAUACUUUACCCAAAGCUCUCUUUAGAUCGAUAGAUUUAAACAAUUUGUGUUGAGUGAACAAACCGGUACAUCGUUUGAUUUAUUGUACUUUUAUUACUCGUUGACUGCGGAAUGCAAAUUUGUUUGUGUUAUUUAAUGUUUAAUUAUUUUAUUCGUGAAGUUAAGCGUGUUUUGAAAAAUGUUUGAUAACAGAAAUAAGCUUUUAUAUAAAACUUUACGACAAAAUUGACGAAUCAGCAAAUCAAUAACUGAAUUGAAUUUAGUAUAAAAAUAAGAAAACUAUAAAAGUAAGGUUUACAAAAGAAGCGCAAAAGUUUGAAAGAGAUCAAAGAGUGAGAAAAACGAAGCUGAUGAGAUCCAGAUCAAUAGACUUAACGCAUUAAUAACUGAAGCACCCACAAAAUUUUUUUCAUCUUAUACUACAACACAAACACAACUUUUAGCAUUGGUUUUCUUCUUUGUAGGGAAUCUGUUACACCUUGUUGGUCGCCCCUUCACUAAUUCCUACUGCUUGGAUAGCAACAUCAUCAACAAAGUGGCAACUGUGUUGUCUUCCAACUCAGCUAUAUCACACGUGUUUUAAUAAGUAUAGGACCGGAUCCAACACACUGCCUCGUGGAACACCUGCUCUGCUUUCUUUUAAGUGUGAAAAAUAGUCUUCCUGGUUAAUUCUAAAAUGUCGUUCAUUUUAGUAUGACUGUAAAAGUUGUGAGUAUUGUUUGGUCAAAAAACUUUUUAAUUUAUGUAUUAUAUCUUCAUGCCAGACUUUAUCAAUAGCCUGUGCAGCAUCAAGAAAGACAGUUGAACAGACUUUCUUUUUUUCUAGCGAAGAUGUUGAUGUUGAGUCUACGUAUUUUUCACGGAUUACAAGUAUCUGCAUCACAUUUUAUAUAAAUUUUAUUCUGAGCAAUUUUGAGAAACAGCUUCAACAUACGGGACAAGAGACUGGUUCCAUCGAAAGUUGUUACAUUUUUGGUGUUAUGGUAUUCAGAUAUGGCUUAUCCGAUAACACUUGUUUCCUAGAAACGGAUAGCUAUGGUUCUAGAGUCUACGGUUUUCAAAAUCAAUUAUUCUGUGAUCUCUUUGAAGACCUAGAGCUGAAAUUAAAUUGUAAUUUUGAACGGAAAUGGAAUGCUCAUAAAUCCUAUUUUGGAUUCCACGAUUGGUUUGGCCUAUGUAAAAUAGGAUUUCAGUUUUGACAUUUUCCAAUUUACCUGAAAGAAUUUACUCAGAACUAUUAAAUUUGAUUAAAUACAAACUUUCAAUAACGAAACAAAUUGCCGAUUCGUUGAUUUUGCCGGAAGUAUUUACUUUUUGAUCUCUUCAAUUACCAGUAGUUAUUUUUUAACAAUUAGCUAGAUUAUAAUGUAUGAUCUCAAAUAAAUAAGUGCCUUAUGUUAGUGUAAUGGCAUCACAAAAAUAUUUUAUCAUUUGCUAGAUAUUUUAUUUCUUAAAGUAAAGAAAGUUGAGAAAAGUGGUUUUCUUAUUUACAAUGUAUAUUUUGUCUAAACUUUGUUUCACGUUAAGGGCGGAACAUUGCGCUUAUUGAGAUCAGUGUUGCCAAACCUCUCGGGACGGGUGGCUACUCGACUGCCGAUAUACGAUUCAUUACUAAUCAGUACGGCGUGGCAUCGGCGCGCUUCUAUCGUUCAUAAGAAAUACGUUGGCCUAUCUAAGCAACGUUCUAUUCUUAACGUGAAACGCUGUAUAGGGAUUGACUAACCACUCUAAAUUUAGGUAUUGUUUUAUGAAAUUGUUUUACUGUUACCGGUGUCGCCUGGUAUGUUUUUCCGUACUUUUAAAUAGUUAUUUUAUAAAAACUUUCUUGUUGUUUUAAUAAAAAAUAUCAUUGUAAAUGACUUGAAACAAGUGAUAAAAGUUGUAAAGUAUACAAAUUUUUGUGAUGUUUACUUUUACAAGGAAAGUCAAGGAAACGGUACCAUUUACGUGUUUUUGAUUAUUGGAAUCCCAAACAUUCAUAUCUACACCAAACCUUUCAUAUUUGCUUUAUUAUAACAGUUGAUUGAUAAAUUAUUAUUCUAUAGCAAGAGAAGACUCAAAUGUAAUUUCUUCUAAUCUAUUUUCUCUUCAUUUGAGUUAUUCUUUCUUACUUUUUGGCUUAUUAUAUAUGAUUCCAAUGUACUUCUAAAAUUGUAUUUCUAAAACUUUAAAAAGGGGGUAAACCCUGUAGUUGGUUGUAUACCUUCAAUAUAACAACGUGGAAUGAAGUAAACACUUCUGUUGUAUGUAGGCAUCUGAAUUUAUUAAAAUUCCUUAAAAUUUAUCCACAAGGGAGUGGAAGUACAAAACGUUUUCGGUCAAACUGAUCAUCAUCAGUGUAAACCUGGAAAUAGUGAACCACUAAGAUUAAAAAGCAAAAGGGUGAAUAAAAUUUUGACAGUUGAAAAAAUUUAAGAAAAUGUGGUUACUUACAUCCAGUGUACAAGUAAUUGAAACUAGCUAUGCCUAUUGAAGUGGCUAGUUUCAAUUACUUGUACAUUGGACGUAAGUAACCACAUUUUCUUAAAUUUUUUCAACUGUCAAAAUUUCACCCUUUUGCUUUUUAAUCUUAGUGGUUCAUUUAUUUCCAGGUUUACACUGAUGAUGAACAGUUUGACCGAAAACGUUUUGUACUUCCACUCCCUUGUGGAUAAAUUUUAAGGAUUUUUAAUAAAUUCAUAUGCCUACAUACAACAGAAGUGUUUACUUCAUUCCACGUUGUAAUUGUAUUUCUUUUUGUAUUUACAACGAUUUUUUUGGCCUUAAAAUACAAUAUAUCCGCAAUAGCUUCCUCAUUUAAUCCAAGUUUCUUUCCUGUAGCAUCUUUUUGAGGUCUAUUAACAGAUCUGAAGAAUAUGCUUUAUUUGAAGUGCAAUUCGAAGAUACAGUGCAUUGUCCUGGUUUCUUCUUCAUUGGUAUUCGUUUUCUAGCAAUUUCCUCUUUCAAAAGCACCAUAGCAAUAUGUAAUAUUUGCUAUUGAUGUUUCCUCAUUUCUAGAGAAUUGCCAAAGUGAAACGAGAUACUUUGCGCAUCCAAAAAUACAAAACCAAAUUCUCUUCAGUUGAUAUUUGGACGGUUUGUACCUGCUGCUGUCCAUUGAGUUGAUUGUAGAUUUGACUCACGUUUCAUUUAUUUUGACCGUUCGACGCAAAAACUCCUGAAGCAGUUUCAAACAACCAUACAACGUUCUGGAUCGUAUUUACGUUGAUCGAGUGUGAACAAACCGCACCCUCAGUAAUAUAGAAGCACAAUUCAAAAAAGUAGAUUUUUGGGAAAUCGCGUUUAAAGAUUCUGGUUUCCAAAAUUAUAGCUAUUUUUUCAAAUAACAUGCUUAUUAUUUGAGUUAUAAAUGUGAAAUUUGGCAGAUUUGUUAUUUGAUAAUUGCACUAUAAAUAGCGAUGAGAAAAAAAUUAAUAUAAAUAAAUUCCAUUAAUUACAUGUAAUUGAAAAAAA
This is a messenger RNA of Diabrotica virgifera virgifera (western corn rootworm), 4646 nucleotides long. Its product is annotated as G1/S-specific cyclin-D2-like. Gene Ontology annotation, molecular function: cyclin-dependent protein serine/threonine kinase regulator activity. The transcript is spliced from 4 exons. Gene Ontology annotation, cellular component: cytoplasm; nucleus; cyclin-dependent protein kinase holoenzyme complex. The coding region runs from base 96 to 953 and encodes 285 amino acids. NCBI's taxonomy places the organism in Eukaryota, Metazoa, Arthropoda, Insecta, Coleoptera, Chrysomelidae. The record is from RefSeq and is a predicted model, not a curated record. Gene Ontology annotation, biological process: positive regulation of G1/S transition of mitotic cell cycle; mitotic cell cycle phase transition; regulation of cyclin-dependent protein serine/threonine kinase activity.